AUGACAACUAUUCCACCUUACUUUCAAAAUAUUCAAGAAUACACGAAAACUUUAGAACAUUUAGUUAAAAGAAGUAAAUUACUGACAAUAAACUUACUUAGAGCGAAUUUUACUAUGAUUAUUGGAGCAGUGUUAUUGUGGGGAGGUGAAAAAAUCGGAAAAGUUAGAUUUAUCACAACAUCAAGCUUUAUAGUUUUAAGUGGAAUUAUAACAUUGAUAUUAUCCAUCCGAAAAAAGCUCGUAAAUAAAACCUCUAGAAAAGAAAUUCAAACUAUGACAAUUGAUGAUAGGAUUUUAAACGAUUUACCUGAUUUAGA
Messenger RNA from Scutellospora calospora, 317 nucleotides. The record is from the annotation of a GenBank genome assembly. NCBI's taxonomy places the organism in Eukaryota, Fungi, Glomeromycota, Glomeromycetes, Diversisporales, Gigasporaceae.